AUCCUCUGGGAGCUUUACGAGCUCAACUUUUGUCAUGGACUUCAAGCUCUCAAUCGAGUCAUGGCGCGUGCAUCGUGGGAGGACUCACCGCUUGCCUGUCAUGAUCUUCUUUAUAGCAUUUUCCCUGGAGAGGGUGGUUUUGCAUCUCCUAUACCUGAGGGGGAUAGGGGUGGGCUGUGGAGUUGUGAGAUCAGAGACAUCUUCCCCUACGUUGACAGCUUCCGCAACGUGUUGUCCAGCUGGGAGAAUGCCCCACCAUGCCUCAGUGCAUCCCUGGACGCAAGUACGUUCAAUGCUACUACAUACUUCGAGGUGAUGCAACCUGCAUGCAACUUUUACGUGCAAUGUUUCUUCGACCACUUCAGAAGGCCCCCCAUCGUUCUGCAUCAUUUUCCUGCGUGA
Molecule: messenger RNA, 402 nt
Organism: Suillus paluster
Lineage: Eukaryota; Fungi; Basidiomycota; Agaricomycetes; Boletales; Suillaceae
Exons: 1
Source: RefSeq, a predicted model, not a curated record